Messenger RNA from Drosophila simulans, 4196 nucleotides. RefSeq names its product cyclin-G-associated kinase (gene aux). Bases 149 to 3676 code for a protein of 1175 amino acids. Gene Ontology annotation, cellular component: cytoplasm. The transcript is spliced from 9 exons. Lineage: Eukaryota; Metazoa; Arthropoda; Insecta; Diptera; Drosophilidae. Gene Ontology annotation, biological process: positive regulation of Notch signaling pathway; protein phosphorylation; regulation of clathrin-dependent endocytosis. Gene Ontology annotation, molecular function: protein serine/threonine kinase activity; AP-2 adaptor complex binding; ATP binding. The record is from RefSeq and is a predicted model, not a curated record.
UGAGAACCAGCACCUCCGCAGCCCUGGAUUCUUUUUAUUUUUUUGUAGCCACGGCGCUACGAAAAUGUUUUAGUUCUGUUAACGGGCGGCAGAUAUUUUAGGUGUAUCACUUGUCGACUACAGCCUUCCAGCAUUGGCCACCACCAAAAUGGGCGAGUUCUUUAAGUCGCUCAACCUCAACUACUUCUCCUCCAGCGAGGCCAGCGGAGCUGCAGGAAACGGAGCACCAGGGGCCCUCGGUGGCAGGCUGGACAAUGACUUCGUGGGCCAGGUCGUAGAAGUCGCGGGGCACAGGCUGCGCAUCAAGUGUGUCAUCGCCGAAGGCGGAUACGCCUUCGUGUAUGUAGCCCAAGAUGUGCAAACUGGCACAGAGUACGCCCUCAAGCGUCUGAUCGGGGCUGACAUGCAAGCCUCCACCGCCAUCAUCAACGAGAUCAGCAUCCACAAGCAGCUGUCGGGGCACGAGAACAUUGUCGCCUUUGUGGGCUCCAGUUAUACCGCCCCAUCAGCUCAAUUGGGAGCCCAGCACUUGCUCCUCACCGAGCUGUGUAAAGGCGGAUCUUUGGUGGACUGCUUCAGGACAAACAAUGCUCCGAUCAAUCCGACUUGUGUACUGCGCAUCUUCUACCAAAUGGCGCGCGCUGUGGCCAGCAUGCACUCACAGUCACCGCCGAUAGCCCACCGAGACAUAAAGAUUGAGAACUUUCUCAUUGGCAACGACAAACAGAUCAAGCUGUGCGACUUUGGGUCCGCCAGCACUGAGGUCCUGUCGCCCACGUUUGAGUGGAGCGCCAACCAGCGCAGCAUGCUGGAGGACCAGCUAAACACCGUAACUACUCCGAUGUACCGAUCCCCUGAGAUGCUCGACACUUGGUCCAACAACCCGAUCGGGCCCAAAGUGGACAUAUGGGCUCUCGGCUGCAUUCUCUACUUCCUGUGCUAUCGCAAGCAUCCCUACGAGGAUGGCGGGAAGCUGCGGAUCAUUAACGCCAAUUACAUACUUCCGCCAGAUCCUCAGUACCAGUGCUUCCGCGAUAUAAUCCGGGGCUGUUUAAAAGUGAGCCCGUUCGAGCGCCUUGAUAUUACCAUGGUGCUGGAAGGCCUUGCAGCCAUCGCUGAGACACACAAUUGGUCGCUCAAAGGACCUCUAGACCUUCAUAUAAUGCCCAUCGAGUCCCUUCCGGCCGAAAGUCCUUCUCUCAAAAGCUCUGCUCACUCUGAGUUCUAUACCGAACCGCCUGGCAUCACUGCGCACCCAGCACCGCUCUCUGCCGCCACACCAUCAUCUAAUAAUGGACACGGCAGUCUUCUGUCCUCACUGCGUGGCGGCGCUGGAACGCUUUUAAAGAACAUUAAAGAUACGUCCACCAAAGUGAUGCAAACAAUGCAGCAAUCUCUUGGUCGCAACGAUCUUGAUAUAAGCCACAUUACCUCUCGCAUCCUGGUAAUGCCCUGCCCCUCUGACGGAUUUGAGUCGACGUACAAGACGAACAACAUCGAAGACGUCCGCCUAUCUCUGGAGAGCCGAUUUGUCCCACAAAAAAUAAGCAUUUACAACUUUGGCCAACGAACAGAGCCACGGCUACCGCCACCCGUGCGAACAGUUGAGGCAGGUUCGGUUUAUGGGUGUCCACAGGCACAUGCUCCUAAUCUGCAGGGCCUUUUUACCGUGUCAGCCGACAUGUACAAUUUUCUAAAUGCGGACCCCAAAGCUAUCGUAAUCGUGCAGACUGGAGACUCGGGUGGAUGCACUGCUGCCACCGUCAUAUGCGCGCUUCUUAUGUAUGCAGAUUUGCUUCGGGAGCCGGAGGACGCGGUGCAGGUCUUCGCCGUUAAGCGGCACACCAUUAACCUGCGCCCCUCCGAGUUCCGUUACCUGUACUACUUUGGGGACAUCCUGCGGCCCACGCCCCUGCUGCCGCACUACAAAAACACAAACCUUGUUUCACUCAGCUGCCAGCCUGUGCCCAGAAUGACCAAGGCGCGCGACGGCUGUAGGAUCUAUAUGGAGGUGUAUUGUAAUGGAAACUUGCUGCUUAGCACUCUGCAGGACUACGAAAAAAUGCGGUUGUAUCAGGCCGGCCCCGGCAAAAUAGUUCUGCCGAUUAACUUGACCGCAUGCGGUGAUGUGACGAUCGUAUUAUUUCACGCCCGCAAAGGAAUGGUGCGACCACAAGGCCUCAAGAUAUGUCAGUUACAAUUUAACACGGGAUUCAUCCCCGAACCAGAAACGUUGAUUACAUUCACAAACCAGGACUUGGACGACCUGCCAGACCCCGAGCAGGUGACACCUCGGUUCUGCGUUUCACUUUCUCUGGCUGUUACUGACUCGGAAUCACCUCCCAGCCAUAAGCCACCAUGGAUGCCAGCCAAGCCCAAGCGGUCACCCGCCGCCUUGUUCAGCUCGGAUUUGGAGUAUGCAGAAAUGCUCGACAAUUUUGUAACCAAGCCUAGCACGCGUUCCUCACCACCACCGGGUGCCCGCAAGAGUGAUCGCGCCAGCUCUCCGCUCGUUUUGCCCGACGUCACGGAGACCGCGCACGAACUGCCGUCGCCCAUACCAGAGCCAUCUCCGCCCAUAGACUUGCUUAAUUUAAACCAGCAGCCCAGUGACGUACCAGCAGCAGAUCCGUUAACCAGCGCCAAGCCCAGCACGGAUGCCAGCUUUGACUUGUUAGGGGCCUUCGGUGAUGAUGACUCCACGGGCAUAGGAUCAGCGCCCAUUCCUGACAUACUGCCACCACCGCCACGGCAGCAGCCGCCACCAAAAAUAAACACCGACCCAUUCGACAUAUUUGGAUCUGUGGACCAAGGCAGCGUGCCCAGCAUGAAGCCAUCGGGCUUUCCACCUUUCGUUGGCUCCUUGCCAACUUUUGUUGCUCAGCCAGCGGCUACCACCAAUCCUUCACCAACUCAUCCGGCAAGGGCACCUGCAGAUCCAUUUGCGAACAUCGCCGACCUGGCGACAGGGCUCAACAUAAACUUUAACCGCAGCACGCUAAGUGGAAAGUCUCCCGUCGGCACUAGUCCGCAGCCGACUCAGUUCUCAAGCCCCACUCACAAGCCAUCGCCAUCCUCGCAACCACAAGCAACGUUUAUGCAUACACCGGCGACUCCGCAGACUCUGCCCACGACAUCGUCUAUCAGGACGCCGACGCAGCCACAGGCGGCACCUGCUCAAUCAAGACCAGACUACAGUCGACUUCACUUUGAUUCGCAGAAAGCGGCGCAGCAACCGGGCACUGGCGGGUCCAAGAACUCUGACAUAUUUGCUGACAUUCUGGGCCAACAAGGGUACUCCUUUGGCAGCAAAAUGAACCAGUGUCCACGAUCCAUCAAUGAAAUGCGCAAGGAAGAUUUGUUCAGGGAUAUGGACCCGAAGAAAGUGCGGAUUAUGGAAUGGACUGAUGGUAAGAAAAACAACAUCCGUGCGCUUCUCUGCUCUAUGCACACGGUGUUGUGGGACAAUGCCAAGUGGCAGCGCUGCGAGAUGUCCACCAUGGUGACACCGACAGAGGUUAAGAAGGCAUACCGUCGCGCCUGCCUCGCAGUGCAUCCUGAUAAGCAUAAUGGAACAGAGAAUGAGGAGAUUGCCAAGCUCAUAUUUAUGGAACUAAACAACGCAUGGACAGAUUUUGAAAACGAUGCCACGCAGCAAAAUAUGUUUAAUGCGUAAAACGCGUCUUAUAUCUACAUAUAUAUUUAUCACAGUUAGCCCGUAUUUUCGUACUCUUAGCUGAAUCUAGUGUAAAUUCAUGUAAAAGUGUGAGCUUUAAUCUUUAAAGUCGAAGUAUUGGCGUAUGUAUGCUAUAGAAAGCGUAUGCAAUUUAGAUAGCUCAAACUUUAUAAUUCUGAACGCCCGAGGACAUCCUACUUAAUUUGUGUAACAGCAAACCCGAAUUCAACAUUCCAAUUGCAUCCAACAACAGUCCGCCCAAAAAACGUCGAAAAGUUAAGAACCUUCAGACUUUGGCGACUACCCAAUGAUUUCACGCCUUAUCCAUCAAACCAUAGAGAUCAAUUAUUCGUGUAUUAAUAUACACUUUUUCGCUGUAAUUAGAUUAAUUGCGAUAUGCCCUUGACCGAUUAGUCAAUAUGUGAUUAAUCUAUAAAGUGAUGAAAGCAAAAAGUAUGGCAUUUGUACAUAGCUGUUCCGAAUAUAAAAUGUGAAACUAGUAAAGAACAAUUUGCUUUUA